This is a messenger RNA of Schistosoma margrebowiei, 2801 nucleotides long. Lineage: Eukaryota; Metazoa; Platyhelminthes; Trematoda; Strigeidida; Schistosomatidae. The record is from the annotation of a GenBank genome assembly.
UAGAAACAGAAUUGUGACCUUGACACUUUUACAAAUGUUACUCAAUCUGAGCGACAACGCUGUGACGUCACUUCUCCUCGCAACCUUCUUAUCUCGACGCUGUGCAUUUUAAAAAGCCGAUAAUAUCGAAAUGAUGGAACAGGCCUCCACAAAAAUUAACGCAAUGCCAAAAAAUAAUGAAAUAUACAUAUGCGGGUUCAACAUGUCAAGUCUAUCACCCAACUGGAAACUGGGUGUUUCAGUUGCUGGGAUUUUUAUUUUGUAUAUAUGUUUCGGAGCUUUACAGGAAGCAAUAUUCUCUGCCAAUGAUUUACGAUCCUAUAGUCCAUUCCUUACACUAUAUCAAUUUGGAAUCUACUCAGUUUUAUCAUUUUUGGAACUACGUGCUCAUGGUUAUCUACUAUUCAACCCAUGGAUUCAUCUCUAUGCUAUUGUAGCUGUAUUAACGUUGGGUUCAAUUGCUCUUUCUAAUGCUUCAGUCGGCUUUCUUAACUAUCCAACUCAAGUGAUAUUCAAGUGUUGUAAAAUGAUCCCAGUGCUGUUAGGUGGAGUUCUUAUACAAGGAAGAAGAUAUUCCAUUUAUGAAGUAUUGGCGGUGCUUUUGAUGACGUUAGGUUUAAUUUGUUUUACAUUGGUUGAUGUAUCUAUACAGCCUAAGUUUACUUUGUUUGGAGUUUUUCUAGUUUCGCUCGCAUUAUGCUGUGAUGGAGCUUUGGGUAAUUUUCAAGAAAUUAUCAUGAAAAAGUAUGUUAGAUCAAAUUCAGAGAUUCUGUUUUAUUCGUAUUCAUUGGGCUUUUGUUUGUUGGCUUCCGUUCUAACAAUAUCCGGCAAUUUAUUGCCAUCCUUCUAUUUUUUUAAUGAUCAUGCUUUACAAACUUAUGGUUAUGGUUUUAUAUUUUCAUUGUCCGGUUAUUUCGGUGUACAAUUUGUGCUGUGUUUAGUUCAUUCACAUGGAGCAUUAACUGCUGUUACAGUUACAACGUUUAGGAAAGCUGUUUCAAUCGCCGUAUCAUUUAUUAUGUUUGAAAAACCUUUCUCCCAAGGAUACAUAUGGUCUGGUCUUUUGAUUGUAUUUGGACUUUAUUUAAAUUUGUAUAACAAAAAUCGUUCAUCAUGGAAUACUGCCAUUCUAAACAAAUUGAAAUCUUAUCAUUUAGUAAAAUCUGAUGCAACGUCUAUCUUAACAGCAUAAAUGAAAACAAAAAAAAAGAAAUUAACGAAUACCUUUAUUUUGAAAUAAACACUUCUUUUUCACUUUUCAAUUGUAAAUCCAUAUUUUUAAAUUUUACACAGUUUAGAAAUAGUGUACACACAUGUUUAUUUUUGUAUAGUUAAAUGGUUCCUCUAUUCAAUAUAUAUGUAUAUGCAAAUGAUAUAAAUAUUUAUUUAAAACAACAAUGUUUUGAUCAUUGAACGGCAUGGCUGUGACUGUGAAAUUUCCUAUUUCUUAUUUAUUUGUAAAUUCAACUAUAAAUGUUUGUUAUACACUGUUUAUUGAUUUUAUGUUGAUUUGUUGUUUCUUCUCACAUCAUAUUCUUCCUUUUUAUAUGUUUAUUUCUGUAGAAAAGUGAUUAAUUGAUUCUAUAAAUGUUUUAUUUCGUUUUGACGGGUAAUCCAUAGUAUAUGUUAAUCGACUUCAUUUUUUGUGGUUGCUGUAUUCAUCUUAUAUGUUUUGUAUUAUCACUUUACUAUUGGGAAAGAAUCUAGCCACUAUGGUAUUGUAGACAUUAUAAUGUAUACAAAAUUAUUAUUGAUAAUUUAAAACUUUGUUUCUUUAAAGAAACAAACUUAUCUAAAUGCAAAAUUUUGAAUGUUUUUAUACACUACAUUAGCCAGUGAGUAUAUCCACUAUUGAAAUAAAAAAAACUUGUGGCAAAAAUAAUGAUGUAAAUUAAAUUUUCUUGUACUUGUAUAUGAUGUGUGAGUUAAUCAACGUUGUAAGUUCUUAUUCAUUCAAGAGAAGAUUGGUAUGUUACUAGAUUAUAAAUAAUUCUGUAAAUUUUUUCAUUACAAAGUGAAUGUAACGACGUUAUGAGUUCACAAUCUAAUUACUACAUAACAGUUAAUCAUGAUUUUUCUUAGGUAUUUGUAUAUCAUAAGAGUGUUGAUCAUUUCAUACUUUGCAUAAAAUGAAUGAAGUGUAUAUCGAAUCUGAUCUGAAUCAAAUAUUAAGCUUUCUGUAAGAUUUUCAUUCCAUAUACCUUAUUAUUUUCGCGAUAUUCUCUUUCUCAUAAAUCUUUAUGUUUACAUAAUUACAAAAUAAAUGUGCCAUUUAUAAAGCUGUUCAUACUUAAAUAAAAACGUUGUAUACAUUACUUGAAUGAUUUAGGUCUCUAACAAAGCGUAGUUAACAAUUUCAUACAUUUGUUUAAUAAUUUGAAAUUUAUCCCAUAUAAUAUAUAUUUUGUACAAAAUUCUGUAUAAUUUACAAGUGAUUCUUAUUAUGAACUGAAAUUAUUUUGUUCAUUUAGAAUUUCAAUAUUUGGAAUCAUGAGUCAGUUAGACCGAAACCACCAUGGAAAAACUGGAAGCCCUGGACGACCGUUUCAUCCUAGUAUGAGACUCCUCAGCAGUGCGCAUUCACGACCCCGACCCCCGCGAGAUUCAAAUCCAGGGCCUAUCAGUCUCGCGCGCGAGCGCUUAACAAUUAGACCACUGAGUUGGCCGGCAUCCAACGGUAUUAAUGUCUAACUUCAACCAAUCCACGAAAUCGCGCCACCGUACACCAUUGUCUCCACUGGAGCGUGAUCGUGGAUGCGCACUGCUUGAGGAGUCCAAUACUAGGAUGAAACGGCCGUCCA